AUAAACGAAGUGUGCUUUCUUAUCGCAAUUUAAAUGCAGGAUACACGUUUUAAAUUAUUUUACAUCCCACAAAGUGAUUAAUAUUAUAACAAUACAAAUAGUAUUAUGUCUAUUACUCUCAGAGAAGAAGUAUAUAAAUAAAAUUAACAAAUUCAGCCAUAAUUAAUUGAUCUGUUAAAUAUUAUUUUUUAUUGGAAUUACUUCAUUAUAAGGGUUACACAAUGAAAAAGUUUUGGUCGUUCACAAUUAUACUCUUAUGGGUGUGUUCGAAUAAGGCAGAACUUCCCAAGGACCAUAACUGCGAAGCCAGGCCUAUGGCUUGGGAUAUUUUCUACUCUAUUCAAGAAGUAAAUUGUACAUAUAUAAAUUCGAAUAAUUUUGCGUCUAUAACAAAUAUGCUGAGAAACAGAUACGGACAAAUUGGGGUAUUAUAUAUAUCAAACGUAAAUAUUUCAGUACUGCUACCAUUCCAGACAACUGAAAUUAUGAAAAUAUUAAGUCUGACUAACGAUUUGAUUACGGACAUUGAUCCUACAUUUUUCAAUUCCUGUCCUCAACUUAGAGACUUAAACCUGGCUAGAAAUAACAUUUCUCAGAUAAAUGGUGGACUAUUCUACAAACUAAAUAACCUUGAAAAACUGAAUUUAUCUCAAAACGUUUUAAACGAUAUAGAUGGACAUUUGUUAUUAGGCAUAGAUCAUUUGAAAAUAUUAGAUUUGAGCGAGAAUAGGAUUGUAUUUUUACCUUCAAACAUUUUUUAUUCUCAAAGAUCACUCCGGAAACUUUACCUUAACAAUAAUUUAAUAACAACAUUAAGCACGGAUGUCUUCAAGAAUUUAGACCUAUCUUUCUUUAACUUAAAUGGUAAUAAACUUCAGGAAUUAAUUACAUCUACACAGAGUAUAAAAGUAAAAUGUUUAUAUAUGUCAAAUACAACUUUAGGAAACGAAAAAUUGCUAAGCUUUUCUCAGUUCUUUAACUCUUCUGUUCUAGAAGAAUUGGACGUUAGCUUUAACAACAUUUCAUCGUUAUAUUUUCAAACAUUUAAAAAUAUGAGUAACCUUACAGUGUUAUAUAUAAACGACAAUUUGUUAGAUUCAGUGGAAGAUUAUUCUAAGAAUAGCUGGUUUAAUAUAUUCAACACAAUGCCACGAUUGAGAAACGUUUCCUUAGACAACAACAUGUGGAAUUGUCAUGAUUUAAAAGAAGUUCUACAUAUUCUCACAGCAAAGCAAGUAUAUGUAGCUCGUGGAAAUCAUUUUAACGAAAGCAAUAUGUUGGGUAUACGUUGUAGAAUAAAUGACCAAAAAUAUAAUAUCAGUCUCUCGAAAGGAACAUUGGCAGACACAAAUUUCAAUGAAAAUAUAAGUCAAAUUUUGGAAAGGUUGUUAAAGAACGUCGAUGACGUAGUGGUGGACAUGAAGAAGAAGGAGAAUGAUACCAUGAAGCUUGGAAGUAAAAUUGAAAAUAUGUCCAAACGAAUAACCCAGCUUGAAUCUACUCGAAAUCAGACAACUUUAGAAAUUCUCAAAAACGUAACUAAGGAAAUAGAAAAAAAUAACAGGAAUUUAGAGCAACAAAACAACUUAAAGAAAGCUAUUGAAGACUUGCAAAAUUUCAAAAAAGAGAUGACACAAAAUUCAAUAUUAGAUACUAAAGAAAAAGCAGGUGAAGCUAAUGCAUCAAAUUUCGAAAAAAAAUUAAAUCAGAUUCGUUCAAUUAUACCAAAAAUGAAUUCAACUUAUACCGAUACAAGUAAUAGUCAAUUAUCUGAAUUAGAUAAAUUGUUGCUUGAAAGAUUUAACAAGGAAGAUAACAAUUUUGGAGAAAUUUUCACUAUUUUUUUAUUGUCUUCAAUUGCUUGUAUGCUGGCUUAUUUUUGCUAUUUUAUUUACAAACAAAAAUUUAUUGUGAAUCAGAAUCAGAGAGAACAAAUAAACCUUGUAUAGACAGACAUUGUAUCAUGUACCGUAUGAUCGAAAAAAAUGGCGUCCAGUUGGCUGGGAA
Molecule: messenger RNA, 2007 nt
Organism: Sitophilus oryzae (rice weevil)
Lineage: Eukaryota; Metazoa; Arthropoda; Insecta; Coleoptera; Curculionidae
Product: toll-like receptor 6
Exons: 2
Coding region: 222-1949 (575 amino acids)
Molecular function (GO): protein binding
Source: RefSeq, a predicted model, not a curated record